Messenger RNA from Aedes albopictus (Asian tiger mosquito), 2637 nucleotides. RefSeq lists its product as uncharacterized. The coding region runs from base 1 to 2637 and encodes 878 amino acids. The record is from RefSeq and is a predicted model, not a curated record. The transcript has 3 exons. NCBI's taxonomy places the organism in Eukaryota, Metazoa, Arthropoda, Insecta, Diptera, Culicidae.
AUGGCACCUGCUUCCAAAUCACUUCGCAGGCAGGAGCAGUUCUGCUUAGAUUCUAUGCAGAAUAUGCUGAAAUUUGUGCAGUUGUAUAACGAGGAAAGGGACAAGUACCUAACUGAGGGUUGGCGAAAUCGCUUAAAUGAAACUUUCGAUCAAUUCCAGACCAUUCGUUUGAAACUGGAGUUGAUAGAAGAAGAGGAAGACGAAGAACACCAUGAUGAUGAAAAUCGGCGGUUGCGUGAUGAGUUCGAAAAGAACUACGUGAAAGUGAUUGGGUUUUUGACAGAAGCUGAGCGUAGAGCACACCCUCCACCCCCACCGGUCAUGCAAGCCGUCGCUUCUGGAUCGGCGAACAUGAAUCCUAACCCUUUCCAAUCGAGAAUCAAGCUGCCUGAGGUCAAACUUCCUUCGUUUGAUGGUACCAUUACCGAUUGGUUACCAUUCCGAGACUCAUUCAAGAGUCUUAUCGAUUCGAACCCGAAUUUGUCCGAAGUGGACAAACUGUCCUACCUUGUAGGCUCCCUAACGAAGGAAGCGAAGCGAAUAGUUGAAGCAAUCGAAAUAACCGCUGCGAAUUAUUCGGUUGCUUGGGACUUGCUCCAAAAACGUUUCGACAAUAAGAAGCUCGUUGUUAAAACGUAUCUUGAUGCGCUCUUUUCAGUCGAACCAGUCAAACGAGAAUGCUAUGAUUCCCUCGUGCGACUGAUCGAUGACUUUGAACGUAACUUAAAGAUGGUUCAGAAGAUGGGAGUAGACACUGAAGGCUGGAGUGUUCUAUUAGCGCACAUGGUCUGUACUCGGUUAGACUCGUUCACCCUGCGUCAAUGGGAGAACCACCAUAAGUCAACGGAUGUUCCCGCAUACAAAGAUCUUCUCCAAUUCCUCAGAAAUCACGCUAUGGUUCUCCAAUCAAUCGCACCGAUCAAACCUCGUUCCUCCGAUCCUCCUCCAGCGGCUCCUCGCAUGCAGAAACCAAAGAUCAGUCAAGUACAUUCCGUCGUUAGCUCUCCGUCCAAACCGUGCCCGUUCUGCAAGCAGGCUGCACACUCGGUCUUCAAGUGCGAUGUUUUCCGCAACUCAUCGGUAGCAGACAGGUACGAGCUAGUGAAGAAGAAGGCACUUUGCAUCAAUUGCCUUUCACCUGAUCAUCAAAUCAAAAACUGUUCCUCCAGUGCGUGUCGUGUUUGUGGGCAGAAGCACCACACAAUGCUACACCAACAAGCAAGCAAUCGCUAUCCAAACCAAUCACAAGCUCCGAAACAAACCCAAAGUCCACCCAAUUCCGAACAAACGCAAACCCAACCUCAGAACGCUAGAAAUCCACCAACUGUUUCGAAUCAGCCUCCUCCGCCAUCCACCCCGGUCGCUUCAGUUCCCGUUGCUCCUCCGUCGCUCAGUCACUGCUCCACUUCCUUGGUUGCCAACGUCCGCAAGAUUCCGUCAACAAUCCUGCUGCAGACAGCUUUACGGUUGCAAGCACGGAUGAUCAAGGAUCAUCAUGUCAUCGGUGGAAUCGGAGGCUCCACGACUGUAGCAAACCAUUCUGUUCUGCUUAGCGUUCUGUCCCACUGCACUGACUUCAGUGCAGAUUUGAAGUUCUACAUUUUCGGUGAGAUAACACGCGAGCUUCCGUCGAACUCUGUGGAUGUCUCCAACUGGGAAUGGCCGUCCGAUAUCGUACUUGCUGAUCCGAAGUUCCAUGAGCCAGCCUCCGUGGACAUGAUUAUCGGAAUGGAGGUGUAUUACGAUCUACUUCUGGAAGGUUUUGUGAAGCUCGGCCCAGGCAAGCCGGUCGUCUCCGGAAGAGUGGGUUUGAGCCAACCUCCAAAUCGUGCAGUCGCUGCACAUGUCUGCAGCACACUUUCCGUGGAAGAUUCGCUAGCAAGGUUCUGGGAAAUCGAGUCAUGUCAGUCAUCAAGCACUAUGUCCAUCAAGGAAUCGACCUGUGAAGCUUACUUCUCGGCAACUACCACCAGAGACGGGGAUGGUAGAUUUGUUGUGGCAUUGCCAAAGAAGCCGGAAGUCUUGAAUCGUCUAGGAAAGUCCUACGAGAUAGCCAAACGUCGGCUCCUUUCGCUGAGCCGCCGUCUCGAAGCAAAUCCCGCGCUGCAGGCCUCAGACUCGGCAUUCAUCGACGAAUAUCUUCAGCUGGGACAUAUGGAGGAAGUGUUUCCGGAUACGCCGAGCACGUCUGUCUUUUAUUUUCUUCCACAUCACUGCGUUGUCCGCCCGGAUAGCCUAACGACCAAACUUCGCGUCGUUUUCGAUGCGUCGUGCGCCACCGACACAGGAGUCUCCUUAAACGAUGCAUUGAUGGUCGGUCCGGUCGUGCAGGAAGACCUCGUCUGCAUUACAAUGCGUUUUCGAUUGCCAAGGUUUGCCAUUACUUCUGACAUCGAAAAGAUGUACCGCCAGAUCCUGGUGAUACCCAGCGAUCGCCCUCUCCAACAAAUUCUAUGGCAAGACAAACCCGGAGAACCGAUCGCCACGAAAUGUCUUCAGGAAUUAGCCAAACACGGUCAGUCGUCGCAUCCAGCCGCGGCGGCAGUCCUCGACUUUUAUAUGGAUGAUAUGAUUAGCGGAGUCAACAAUUUAGCGAUGAAGAUCGAAAGUCAUUUUAGUAUCCAAACGAACAUCUAG